Messenger RNA from Acytostelium subglobosum LB1, 2391 nucleotides. RefSeq lists its product as hypothetical. The coding region runs from base 1 to 2391 and encodes 796 amino acids. Gene Ontology annotation, biological process: RNA catabolic process; mitochondrial RNA 3'-end processing. The record is from RefSeq and is a predicted model, not a curated record. Gene Ontology annotation, molecular function: RNA helicase activity; hydrolase activity, acting on acid anhydrides; ATP binding. NCBI's taxonomy places the organism in Eukaryota, Evosea, Eumycetozoa, Acytosteliales, Acytosteliaceae. The transcript has 4 exons. Gene Ontology annotation, cellular component: mitochondrial degradosome.
AUGGUGUAUAGUAACAUUACAAAUAAUAACAAGGCGUCAUCAUCAUCAUCAUCAUCAAUCAUUGGCAACAACAACAACAACAACAAUGGCAUUGACAGCAAGAAAGCAUUGGAUGCAUUAUUGGGCAAUCGUUCAAGACUUGAUGAAUCAACAACUACAUCAUCAUCGACAUCAUCGACAUCAUCGACAUCAUCGACAGAUACAAAGUUUAUUAUAAAGUAUAAUGGAUUACUGUAUAAGGUCGAUGCACCAUAUGGACCGGAUACAUCUGUAAAGACAUUCAUCGCAGCACUUCAACAAUCAAAGUUGCUCAAAGAGAAGAUCGAAGAGACAAAGGACAAAAAGAUAUCAUUGUUGGGUAGUCGACAAGUCACUGCGCCAUCAUACUCCCACGAGCUAUUCCUGCCCAAUGGCCAAGUAUGUCUGCCCAACACCAGCAUCGGCAAAUACCCUCGCGAUACCCAGUUCGAGCUGAGAGAGUUUGACCCAAAGCAUUACGCCAAUCAUAUAACAUACGAUAGCGCUUAUGAUGCUCUGUUUCAUGUGGCCAGCAGAAAUAACUUCAUGGAGAGGUACAGCCUCGAUGAGGAGGGACUUGACAAGUACAUUCGUGCAUUCGAGCAUGAGUUGGCCAUCGGCAAUCCCAAAGAACUACGCGAGCUACAGAUUAACAAAAACACCAAGUUCGAAUUGAUCGAUACGUUGAUGGAGUUUAUUGAAGAAAAGAUUAGAGCAGAGAUCAAGGCAAAGAAGAAUAGAAAAUCAGCAAGUGAUGAUGUCAUUACAUUGACUGGAUCAUUGAAGGAGUUGGCCGAUCUCAAACAUCCACACAACUGGUUUACGCAUGCCAGACGCUUGAAGCGCAGGUUCGUGCUGCACGUCGGCCCCACCAACAGUGGCAAGACGUACAACGCACUCAAGGCGCUCAAGGAGGCAGAGAGCGGUGUGUACUGCGGCCCCCUCCGUCUGCUGGCCAACGAGGUCUAUGGACGUUUGAACAAUGAUGGCGUCAAAUGCAACCUGCUCACUGGACAACAGCGCAUCGAGGUACAGGACUCCAAUCACAUUGCCUGUACAAUUGAGAUGGUCUCCACCAAUGCCAUCAUCGACUGUGCCGUCAUUGAUGAGUUCCAAAUGAUUGGCGACCUGCAGCGUGGAUGGGCGUGGACACGUGCCAUCCUUGGAAUCCCCGCCCGCGAGCUACACUUGUGCGGCGACAACACAUCGGUCAAGCUCGUUCAGAGUCUGUGCGAGCUCACUGGCGACUCAUUCGAGGUCAAGUACUACGAGCGACUGGCGCCACUAAAGCUGGAGGAGAAGUCGGUCAACUGGCGCACGAACGCCAAGAAGGGUGACUGCAUCAUUGCUUUCAGUCGCCGCGAGAUCCUCGACAUCAAGGCAGCGGUCGAGCGCAGAGGCCUCAAGUGCGCCGUAGUCUAUGGCGCGCUGCCACCCGACACUCGUGCCAACCAGGCGAAGCUGUUCAACACUGCCGACUCUGGCUACGACAUCUUGGUGGCAUCAGACGCCGUGGGCAUGGGUCUCAAUCUCAACAUUGCCCGCGUGAUCUUCUCGUCGUUGGAGAAGUUUGACGGCAUCAAGAUACGCGAGCUGGCUCACUCAGAAGUCAAGCAGAUCGCCGGACGUGCCGGCCGUUUCAGCUCGGGCCACAGCACGGGCUUGGUCACGUCGGUCAACCGCAAGCUCAAUCGUCGCAUCCAGAUCCUGUUGGGCAUGCCAAACAAUGUGACUGAGCGUGCCGCAAUCUUCCCGCAAGACGAGCAGCUGGAGGCGUUCGCCAAGCUGUCCAAGAACAGGCUGUUCUCCGAUCUGCUCAAAACAUUCAUCCAGUUCACCAACCUGGACAAACACUACUUCAUGGAGAUGUGCGACGAGAAGGUCAACAUCGCCAUGUUGAUCGAUCACAUUCACAUGCCCAUCAAGGACAAGUAUAACUUUGUCCUGGCACCCAUGAGGAUCAAGACAUCACAGGACACGCAGCCAUUGAUCGAGAAGUUGUUCAUAAGAUAUGCCAACAAGUUUGCCGCCGACCAACAAGUCGACCACGGCGUCAACAUGCCAUUUUGCGAGGACAAUGAGAACCCAUUGGAGCUACAGCGCUAUCUCCAGUAUUUGGAGGAUGCCUACUCCAUCCUGGACAUGUAUCUGUGGCUGGCGUCCAAGUAUCCAAGUCAGUUUGUACAGCGUAGACAAGGCUUUGACCUCAGUGUCAAGGUGAACCAAGCCAUCACCGACACACUGAUACGUCUCUCCGAGUUGAGGACCAGGCACAGACAAGAGCGCAUUCAAAAGAGAGUAGAGGUCAAGAAUUAUGAAUCAAAGUUGUGGGAGAUUGCACAGGCAGGUGAUCGAUAUACAGGUGACCAAUAA